This is a messenger RNA of Galleria mellonella (greater wax moth), 1284 nucleotides long. RefSeq lists its product as uncharacterized. Gene Ontology annotation, cellular component: membrane. The record is from RefSeq and is a predicted model, not a curated record. Lineage: Eukaryota; Metazoa; Arthropoda; Insecta; Lepidoptera; Pyralidae. The coding region runs from base 125 to 913 and encodes 262 amino acids. Gene Ontology annotation, biological process: sensory perception of taste. The transcript is spliced from 4 exons.
UAUUUUGUUCCCUUUCAUUAGUAGUGAUAAAUUCAACGAUCUAGUUACAUAUUUCAAUGGUAAUUCUCAUUUUUAUAACUUUGAUACAUCAUUCGUUAAAAAAAUAUUAAAGAAACGAAAUAAGAUGUUUCUUAACGUCGGUAUAUUCUGCACUGUGAAAUUAUUUAAAAUUAUUUAUUUCCGUGUCACUGGUAUUUUUGAUAUUCCUGGCAUGCCUUUGGAUAUGGUUUUUUACUUUCAAAUUGUUCUAAUGAUCAGUGACAUACGGUAUACAAUAGAAUACAUUAUAUACGCUAGUAUUCUCGAUGUGUUAGCUGAGCAAUUACAAUAUAUCAUAUAUGCAAUAGAAAAGAAAACGCGUAUAGCCACAGAAGUGGAAGUUGAUGAAGCAGAAGAAAAUGCCUAUAAAGAAAUAGGGGAAAAUAACUCAGAUAUUGCAAUAUGGUCUACCGCUUACAUGCAUAUAGCUAAAAGUUGUAAUUUGGUAAAUUUUAUUUUUAGAACCCAGUUGACCGUUAUGCUGAUGACAGCUGCUUCGUAUUACAUUGGAGUUCUGUACGCAUCGAUUUUCGUCAAUUUACAGGUGGAAGGAAUGAAAAUAAAUCAAUCCUACGCGUAUUAUAUUUUUUGCGUGGAAAUGAUGGUCAUACUGUAUAUAGUAUCAAGAGCAGCGCAAGAGUUACAAAAUAAUAAAAAUUGUUUAAGACAAAAGUUAUGCAGACUAAUAGUAGCUUCGAUUAAUAAUGAGAACGACUGCAAAGCGAUGAGGAAUUUAUUACGGCAGUUGAAUAUGAAAUCAGUUCGCAUUGAAGCUUACGGCACCGUCGCUAUAGACAUGACACUGAUGCCUACAUUUGUGGCUUUCGUUACAUCGUAUACCAUCAUCGCACUUCAAUUCAAUAAUGUCGUAUAAUAAAUAAAAACAGCAUGCUGUCACAGAAAUAUUUUAAUUUAAUAACUACCGGUUUUAUUUACGUGUAAUUCGAUCGAGAUCGAAAAAGUUUGAUUAGUUUCGGAAUCAAUUCGUAAUCCGUAAUCAUGAGCGGGUGUAACGCGAGCGCGUGCCUGACGCCUCUAAUUAGACAUAAGUUAAACCGGUAUUUAUUACAAUAAAAUAUAACGUGUGUUAACGAAACUUUUAACAACAAAAAUAUUAUCUACCAGCAUUUAUUGUUUUUUUUUAGUAUAAGGCUACUGCAAAAUUGAUGUAUUAUUUAGUUAAAUACCUUAAUUAACCAAAAGAAAAUAAGAUACACAAGCGAACUUAAUGCUAGUAGCAUUCUC